Messenger RNA from Dermochelys coriacea (leatherback sea turtle), 1477 nucleotides. Its product is annotated as olfactory receptor 52D1-like. Gene Ontology annotation, molecular function: olfactory receptor activity; G protein-coupled receptor activity. The record is from RefSeq and is a predicted model, not a curated record. Gene Ontology annotation, cellular component: membrane. Bases 307 to 1245 code for a protein of 312 amino acids. NCBI's taxonomy places the organism in Eukaryota, Metazoa, Chordata, Testudines, Dermochelyidae. Gene Ontology annotation, biological process: G protein-coupled receptor signaling pathway. The transcript has a single exon.
CAGAGCAGUGUAUUGUGACACCCAGAUCCCUGUCCUGAGUUCAUACAGUUAAAUUAGAACAUUGUUGCGUGUUUGAGGCAUUCAAGUUUUUUCCUCCAAUAGGUAUACAUGUUGCAGUAAUUGACAUCAAAGUUCAUCUUCCAUCAUGCUGCCCACUCUCUGGCUUGAUUGGCUUUCUAUAUAUGUAAUAACUAUAAUAUCUUUACUGUUUUAGUUCCUAUAAGCAUGUAACCCACCACUCUGUACUUCUCUCUCUUCACAGGUGUCUUGAGUAUUUCUGAGCCUGUUAGACCCAUCGAGCAACUCAUGGCAGGCAUGAACCUCACUCCCUCUGACCCUUCAAUUUUCAUCCUAACAGGAAUCUCUGGCCUGGAAACUGCCCACGAAUGGAUUUCAAUCCCCUUCUCUAUAUCCUACAUUAUCAGCCUGCUGGGAAAUUUCACGCUUCUGUUUGUUGUAGGCAAAGAGCAGACCCUGCACAAGCCAAUGUAUCUGCUGCUCUGCAUGCUGGCACUCACAGACAUUGCCACGUCUACCGCCAUCGUGCCAAAGUCACUGUGUAUAUUUUGGUUCAAUUUGAAAGGCAUUACUGUGGGUGGCUGCCUCACCCAGAUGUUCUUUCUUCACAUGAUUUCUAUUAUGAACUCUGCUAUCCUUGUGACAAUGGCCAUUGAUCGCUACGUUGCCAUAUGUAACCCUCUGAGAUACACCAUUUUCCUCACCAAUGCAAGAAUAGCUAAGCUCGGGCUAGUCGGUUUGGUAAGAGCUGUUCUCUUCUCUCUGCCCAUGCCUCUGCUCCUGAGAAGGCUGCCAUUCUGUGCUAACCGCAUUAUCUCCACCACAUUCUGCGAGCACAUAGCUGUGGCGAAGAUUUCGUGUGGGGACAUAAUAGUCAACAAGAUGUAUGGCUUGGUGAUAUUGUUUCUAGUCACGGUAUUAGAUCUGACACUCAUUGUCCUGUCCUAUGGUCUAAUCAUCAGGGCCGUCUUCAGAAUCUCCUCGAAGAAAGCCAACGAAAAAGCCCUCAACACUUGUACAGCCCACAUAUUUGUGAUGCUGAUGUAUUAUCUUCCCGGUCUCUUCUCCAACCUGACACACCGGUUUGGUCGGGGCAUCGCUCCCCACAUUCACGUCAUCUUGAGCAACCUCUAUCUUCUUGUUCCUCCCAUGCUCAACCCUAUCAUUUAUGGGGUCAAAACCAAAGAGCUUCGUGACAAAGUUGGCAAAUACACCUGCAGAGGUUAAUUGCUGGGGGGCCACUGCUUUGAAACCUGUGUGACAAGAGGGGAAAGGAGAUUUCCUCGUUAAUCAAGGGUACCCUGUCCCAGUUUGGCUGAGGUCAGCAUUAUGCAAGUUCACAGUUUGAGAAAUUCCUCCCACCUAAUGUCUUCUCACUCUAUCGCCAAACACUGCUCUCCCCAUUGCUUAGUUCCCUCUCUCUGACCAUCACCUGACCUCAGAAAGUAGAAUGUGAAUU